AUGUACGCGAACAACUACGGCUUUGGCAAUGCCGCGCCCAACUUCAACCCCGCGGGCACACCGCAGCCAGGAAUGCAGCCGGGCCAGCAGGUCAUGUUCAACCGCCAGCAGCAAUUCGCCGGCAUGGCGCCUCAAGGGGCGUUUCCGGGAGCGAACCCGCACAUGAUGGCCGACGCAAACUCGGCAAACUCCAUGAUGCAGUCGCAAGGCAUGAUGCCGUCGCAGGGCAUGCCGGGCAUGCAGCCAAACAAUCAGAUGGCCUACCAGCAGCAAUUCCCCGGCGCGGCAUACGGCCAAGUCCUCCCCGCGGGCGUCGGGCCUCAGGGCUUCGUUCCGAAUAACUACAUGAUGGGUGCCGGAAUGCCGGGCUUCCCCAUGGGCCAGCCCGGUAUGCCUCAGCAGCAGCAGAUGAUGAUGCAACGAAUGCAACAGCAGCAGCAAGCUCAGCAGCAGCAACAGCAACAGCAACAGCAACAGCAAGCUCAACAGCAGCAGCAGCAGCAGCAGCAGCCGAACCAGGCCAUGGGCCAGGUGUCGACUCCCCAGAGACCCCCGAGCACAGCCCAAGGAACGCCGACAAACAUUAUGCCUCCCCAACAGCCUCAAUUCUCGACUCCGCAGCCCAUGUCCCAGGGACAGACGCCGACAAAUCAACAGCAAAUGGGAUUGGGCACCCCUCAGACACCGACAUUUUCCUCCAAUCCGGCCAGCGGCAUGGCUGGUCCCCCAAGUGGUGCAGUACCUAUGAGCCCUACAACAGAGGCUCUGGAAAAAGAGAGGUUCGCACUGCUGUUAGACAUCAACCACGAGCUACUAUACGAGUCGAUCCAGAUUCAGACAACGCUACAAGAAAUGAAAAAGGAGUUUGCCGCUGUUAAUGGCAACAUCCCAGACAGGAAACCUUCCGAGGAGGAGAACCACUUCCAACAAGACUAUCUGCAUUGCAUGCGACGAUUACAAGCAAAUCUGUCAUAUAUGGCUGCACUAGCAGAUAGGAAGCCCGAAGUCAAGGGACCGCCUUGUCCAGCAUAUCUCAGUGCACCUCCGCUCAACCUGACUCUCAGGCCCAGAGCAGUACCGAUUGGCGCCGAGAAUUCAACAACGCCUCCAGAUGCUGUAGCGGAUAGAGAAGAGCGGAAUAGGUCGAUCCAGGAUUUGUAUCGACGACUCCAAGCUGUCUUCCCCACGUUCGACCCUAAGAAGGAGCCGGCCUUCCGCACGACGGCCUCGGGCCAGAAGCCUAGUAACCCAAUGGCUCCGAGCCAACAUGCCAGUCCCGCUGCCCAGAGGACACCCCAGCUGCCAAAUAUGCCUGGCCCGCCAAUGAAUCUACAGCCCAACCUGGCUUUGCAGUAG
Molecule: messenger RNA, 1356 nt
Organism: Trichoderma harzianum CBS 226.95
Lineage: Eukaryota; Fungi; Ascomycota; Sordariomycetes; Hypocreales; Hypocreaceae
Exons: 3
Coding region: 1-1356 (451 amino acids)
Source: RefSeq, a predicted model, not a curated record